ACUCAGAAAAUGCAUCAAAUGUCUUCUGUCCCCACUACGCUGGAGAAAUUUGAAAACGCAACAUUAAUGUACCGGUGUUUGCGGAAAACUCGGCUAGAGAAAUCACAUAAUUAUCGCAUGUCAUCGUUUUCGAGAAGCCCCGUUUUCAAAAUAUAAGUGUUUCCCGGACAUGCACACAAACACUCAAAGCCGGCGUUUUCAAAUUCCUCCGGUUUGAAGAGCAUUUUCCAAAUUAAAAACUCCGCUUUCGUGGCGGAUUAGUGUGGACGGUAGGCCUAACCGUAAAAAUAAAGCUGCGUUUUCAAUUUCUCGGGCGUAGUGUAGAAGGGGCCUCGGUGUUUGCAAAUGCGAUAAAACAAAUGAAGGUCUCUUGUGGCUAACAGAUUACGUUUUGUUAAGAGGGAGGCCUCCGUUUGAUCUUGUCACUCUGUCACCUGUAUCUUGUCAACAUAUCAGCUAGAAUCAUGUCACUUUUAUUCCGCCCGCUGUAGAAGAUAUAAAAAAACAAAUGAAGGCUUUUUUCCGGCAGAUGCAAAAUUUAUUUCAGUUACCAGCUCAUGUUGCACAUCGAUGAAGACUUACUUUUUCUUAGUGAAGAAACAGUUUAAGAAACAUACGGUAAGUUUACUUGUUUUAAAUCUCGUAAAGUGAUCAAGAUUUAAUCAUACCUUCAAAUACUACCCCAUUGGUAGGCAAAAAGCUAAUGAUAUAGAAAUUCAACAACGAUUAAAUAUUCUCGGUGAUGGCCCGCUAAACCAAAUUUAGGCCAAAUCUAAAAUUGAAAGAGAUCUAAAUCAGACAAAAGGAAAAUGAUAUCGAUAUUUUAGAAAGAGAAUAGCUCCAAAUAUUAACAAAAAAGGUCUCUACAGCUGCCACUCUGAUUCAUGAAAGACGAAACUACACAACAAAAAAUGAAAGAAAUUGGCUUUUCUAAUUUUCAUUCAUAUUUCUGCAAAUAACUUAUGCAGAUGACUUUUAAUUAUCAACUUAAUUUCCUUCCAGGCCGGCAAGAAAUUUAAUUGCGAGGUUUUGUAUUUCCGUGUUGAUUUUCUCCACGAAAUUUCUCCCUGCAUGCCAGCUACCACAAGCUAAGUACUUAUCAUACCUAUUGCAAUUUCUUUUAUUAUUAUUAUUUCGUUAAUUUUUGGUUGUAAAUUUCCUUCGAUUUCUGUCGAUUUAAUUCAAGAGAACUCUGUGCAUUAUGUGUAAAUAAUCAGGGAAUAGUGUCUAAUCGCAUUUUGAAAUCGAUUUCUCACCGGAAGACAAACGUGCUUGGUUUUGCAGUCAAGAUAUCUCUCCAAGUAAGCUUAUAUACUCAAAUUUCGAGAAUAUUUUUUCGAUACACCUACACGAUAAAAGGCUUAAAACUUAAGGCUAUAGAGGGUCGAUAUCAUUGGAAAUCGAUAUGGAAAUCAAUUGCAAAAGUAUUCCAAUGUCGCGAAUUAUUUCGCAAUUGGUUGUUUCUAAAAUUAAGAAUCUUGAUCUAAACAAGAAAAAUUAUGUAGAACCAUUUUGGACCGGCUAAAGUGUUGCUGAAAGUGUUAAGGUAAAAAUAACGCAACCUUUUUAUAAAUCCGUUAUUCCCAACUUUGCGCGCUAGGAUACGACCAAGGUAGGAAACUUUUCCACUGACAUAGCUAUAACAAGUACAACUGACUGAAUUACUAACAAGUUGUACCUGAUAUAAUGAUAUUUUUUCGUAGUAAAGCCGACAUGAAGGCACCAUGGCUACUUGCUGCCGCGUUGCUGUUACGGCACCUGGUAACUAGUGCCCAGGGCUCUAGGAACUCCACUUCUCAUUGCAGCGUUGAUGCUCGUUGUCGCUGUUUGUUAAAACCAAGUGGAUUUUUGGAUACUAGAUGUCAGUUAAAUGGUUCUUCGCAACCAGUAUCGCCUCUGGUUCUUUUUAAAUCCUUAGAUCUAUCUAGAAACAGCCUUCAACACAUACCCACGGAGUUUUUGCUGAAUCAGAGUCAGUUGGUUAACCUCUCUCUGGCUUACAACGACAUAUCCACUAUAAAAGAUGGUGACUUUGGAACUCUCCCUAAUGUCAAAUUAUUAGACCUGAGCUUUAAUCCUUUGCAAAGAUGGGAAGGUGACGUCAUUCGCCAGCUUCCGAACCUGACGGCCUUAAUCGUUACCGGAAGUGCUUGGACCCCAGAUAGCAACAUAUUAAACUUGCCAUCCCUAGGACGCAUCCACGGUGUUACAUGGAGCGACGAAUGCGCAAACUGUACGCUGGUCAGAUCGAAUAUUCCCAGUGGAUUCACCCUCAGUAAGGACAGUCCAGCCAAGAAGUUUGUCGAACGUGGAUUUUUUUCAAUUUGCGCCAGCCCUUUGAAAUGUUCUCCAAAAUUUCGUAAGAUAACUUCUAGCCCUGCUGAAAAAGCAAAAGUACUAAACGUGCCCAAGAAACUAUUUUACACCUCAUACAUUAUGGGUUCAGUAGCCAUUCUGCUAAAUUUAAUUGUCUUGAUCACGGUUUUUUCCUCGAGAUCCCUUCGCCAGAAAACAUCGAUGCUUCUUAUCGCCAACAUGGCGAUUUGUGAUGUCUUCAUUGGAAUUUACUCCAUCAUCAUUGCCGAUUUGAACAUCUUCAACUUUUUGUCCAACGUGAGUGACAAAUUGAAGUCAGGCGAGAAGCUUGUUCUGGGGGGAGGUGUCCUCUGUCCACUUGCAGCCAUCAUAUUCACCACAGCUGUUUGUGUGGCAGCGGUAACCUCCCUUCUACUUACGGUGGAGAAGUACUGCUCCAUAGUCUACUGUAUGAAUCCCGACCAUCGCUUAAACAAAAAAAUAGCUGCUGCAUGCCUGUUGUUCUCGUGGGUUUUAUCACUCAGCUACGCACUGUCCCCCCUUUUCCAUGUUCUAAAUCUCUCUUACAGCGCCACAAUGAUGUGCAGUUUUCCAGUUGCACAGGAGAACACAUUCCUGAUUUGCCUCGGAGUUCUCAUCGCACUCUACAUCGCGAAUAUCCCUUUAUACGUGCGAAUAUUUCUGUUCGUGAGACGUUCAGGUUCCCAUUUAGGAGUGAAAAGAGAAGCAGCCAUCUUAAGGAAGAUUGCCCUUGUUGUUGGCAGCAAUUUUGUCCUCCUGUUGACACCAAUGAUUCUAAUAAUCACGUUCGUGCCUGUAAAGGACAUCCACGACACGAUUGAACUUAACAGUGGUCAUAACACCCAGAUGUUAUUUGUGGUUGGUUUCUGGCUCCCUAUCGCCUGUCUGGGACUAAAUUCCUGCAUCAAUCCCAUUCUUUGUGCCUUCAGGCAGGGGCAGUUUGUCAAGCGGAUCAGAAAAGUUCUGAAAACGCACAGAAUUCCACCGUUUGUUGAAGCCCUCAGGAGACAUGAAGGAACUUCGUCGAUAUCACAGUUAAACACAGCCUCAUCUCAGAUUGUGCUCUACAAGGUAACUCUCUUCGAGAAGUAAACAGAGAUUAGUGGUUAUAUCAUUAUAACCGAAAGUUUAACAUUGAAAAAAAAAAAAUUCUGUUACGACGCAGAUCCUUGUUUGACUACCACCGUUCAAAGUGCUGUAUUUUACAACCAGGAUCGGACAUGUACAAUCUCUGCCAUUAGCUGUUUAAGUGACUACUCAUAUUUCAGUUCGUAUGUGAAGUGUGUGUAACCGUAUGACCACUUAAACUAAAAGGAAAGAAUGAAAAAAAGUCUUAUCUAAAUAUACUCACGCAUCAGUACGAAUUGCGGACCUAUUUUGGACCGCCUUUAGUCAAGUCGUUGGUCUUUUCAUUGUAAAAAAGACUCUAGAUCUGUUGAGAUGACUAGAUGACGAUAAAAAUUAGUAAUUUUAAUAUUAUUAUUUAUUAAUUAACAUUAUACAGUCAACGCUCGUUAUAGCGGACAACCUCGUGACCGUCAUUUACUGUACGUAAUAGCGAGAGUCCGCUAUAGCGGGGUGUGAUGAAAAUUGCUCAAGUUUUGGAACUGUCGCAUAUCAGGUGUACUGCUAUACCCUUUUAAGAUUUCUAGUUUCUUAUUUGUAGUGUACAUUUACUGUAAUUUAUAAUCAUCAUAGGUCGAUAUACUAUAGUUUACAUUUCAAGAGUGCGGUGAAUAAUUAGCUCAUUUAUUACCUCCAAGUUGUCCGUUGUAACGAGAGUAGAACAAUACAAAAUAUUAGUCUGGGACCACAUGAAGUGCCCGCAGUUCCGUUUUACAGUGGGAGUUCGUCAUAGCGGGAGUUCUAUACCGGCAUUUCUUUGUAAGUUCGGACGGGGAUUUAGCUUCUGUCCGUAAUAUAUAGCGGAAUGUCCGAAAGGCGAGAGUUGACGGUGCGAUAUAGUCGAGGUCAGACAAAAUGACGGAGGCUUUAUAGCUUUAGUGUUUUAAAAUGUUCCACCCAGUUCAAGGCAUAUACAGUAUUACCGAAUAAGGGCAUUCGUUCCUGACGUGGUAGGUAGGUAAAGUCUGCAUACGGGCAGAGUGGCCCAGCGGGCCGGAGCUUAUCCCCGUUUCUGUAGC
Messenger RNA from Orbicella faveolata, 4481 nucleotides. Its product is annotated as follicle-stimulating hormone receptor-like. Gene Ontology annotation, molecular function: protein binding; G protein-coupled peptide receptor activity. Gene Ontology annotation, biological process: adenylate cyclase-activating G protein-coupled receptor signaling pathway; activation of adenylate cyclase activity; hormone-mediated signaling pathway. The record is from RefSeq and is a predicted model, not a curated record. NCBI's taxonomy places the organism in Eukaryota, Metazoa, Cnidaria, Anthozoa, Scleractinia, Merulinidae. Gene Ontology annotation, cellular component: plasma membrane.